UGCACGAUCCUCCCCUGCCCUGUCCUGUCCUGCACCAUCCUCCCCUGCCUUGUCCUGUCCUGCACGAUCCUCCCCUGCCCUGUCCUGUCCUGCACGAUCCUCCCCUGCCCCGUCCUGCCCUGCACUAUCCUCCCCUGCCCCGUCCUGUCCUGCACGAUCCUCCCCUGCCUUGUCCUGUCCUGCACGAUCCUCCCCUGCCCCGUCCUCCCCUGCACGAUCCUCCCCUGCCCUGUCCUGCACUAUCCUCCCCUCUCCUGCCCUGUCCCGCUGCUGCCCGGUCCCCUCCCCAGGACCCAGCCCACCCUUGCUGCUCCUCUCCUGCCCACCCAGGUGUGCGUGGGACUGGUGCCCUAUAAGUGUCCGGCGCCGGACACCGGGGGAAGCAGAAGCUCAACGAUCCGCCGCCCCUCCCUCUUUUCCUCCUUCCCUCCGGCUCCAACCGACGGCCCUGCCCGCACCCAGAACUACUGACCGUCUCUAUCGCCUGACCGCACCCUGAGUCUGGUGAAAGGCCAACCUUCCACCGUCGGAAGAGACCUGUCGGCCAUGUCUCCGGCGAGCGGCCCAGCGGAGCCCACGGAGGAUGCGGAGGGCAGACGUGGGAGCAAGAUCAUCUUCUUCCUCCUGGUGUUUGGCGUGGUGCUGCUUUGUACGGGAAUCCUGCUGUCCAUCUUCGGGUACCAGACCUGUCAGUACGAGACCCUGACGAACUGUGGCACCGUGCUGAAGAUCGCCGGCCCGUCGUGCGCGGUGAUCGGGGCGGGCGGAAUCAUCCUGGCCCGCUCGAAAGCGAGGCUCCAGCUCCGAGAACAGCAGCGCCGGGGCUCCACCCAGGACCCGGACAGCUUCUUCAUCUGUGGCGAGAGCCGCCAGUUUGCCCAGUUCCUCAUCUUCGGCUUCUUGUUCCUCACCAGCGGAAUGCUCAUCAGCGUCCUGGGCAUCUGGGUGCCCGGCUGCCACCCGGGGUGGCCCUCGGACCAGGGGAACCAGACGGACUCCGCAAGCAUGGAGUCUCGGGGUUGUGGAUUUCUGUCCCUUCAGAUAAUGGGGCCGUUGAUAGUGCUGAUCGGGUUGUGUUUCUUCGUGGUCGCCCACAUUAAGAAAAGACACAACUUGGGGCCCGGCCAAGACGGCUCAGAAAACCCGGAGCGGCGAUCACAGAAUCCCGAGCCUGUUCAAGUCACAGUAGGUGACGCAGUGAUAAUAUUCCCGCCUCCACCACCACCUUAUUUUUCUGAGUCUUCCACGUCUGCGAUAGGAUCCAGUCCUGUGGUUCAUCGUUUGCCUCUGAGUGAAAACCCUCCACCGUAUUAUAGUAUUUUUAAUUAUGGGGCGCGGUUUCCUGCCAUCCAGGGUGAAGCCUCAGCCAGAGCGCGUGAUUCUGUAUACACAGUUUCAGGGCCAGAUUCAUCUUCGGGGAUUUCAGCUACUCCACACCCUUCUUCCGAAUCACCUCCCAAAUAUGAAGAAAAGGCUCUGAAUGCAAAUGACUCCUCGCACCCGGCUCCCCCCAACCCUCCCGCGCCUCCCGCCCUUCUCUCGCCCUCCACUUCCCUAUCGGGACGGCCCCCUCAGUGACCCCCGGGAGCUCUGCGAGCCUCACUUUCGUAUCCUUGUACCCAUUUCAUCACCACUUUAUUUAAUUUGUUUUUGUAAUAAAAAAGAUGAAGUAUUG
This is a messenger RNA of Ornithorhynchus anatinus (platypus), 1675 nucleotides long. RefSeq names its product transmembrane protein 171 (gene TMEM171). Lineage: Eukaryota; Metazoa; Chordata; Mammalia; Monotremata; Ornithorhynchidae. The record is from RefSeq and is a predicted model, not a curated record. The transcript is spliced from 4 exons. Bases 547 to 1578 code for a protein of 343 amino acids.